Molecule: messenger RNA, 942 nt
Organism: Neohortaea acidophila
Lineage: Eukaryota; Fungi; Ascomycota; Dothideomycetes; Mycosphaerellales; Teratosphaeriaceae
Product: nucleoporin complex subunit 54-domain-containing protein
Exons: 1
Coding region: 1-942 (313 amino acids)
Biological process (GO): nuclear pore organization; protein localization to nuclear inner membrane; NLS-bearing protein import into nucleus
Cellular component (GO): nuclear pore; nuclear pore central transport channel
Molecular function (GO): structural constituent of nuclear pore
Source: RefSeq, a predicted model, not a curated record
AUGAACUCCUCCACCACCGCUCCCCACCAAACCCACCUCUCUACCCUCUUACAAUCCGGCCUCGGAGCGCCUCCAACCUCAGCCUACGGAGCGCUAGGCUCCCAUUCCCAACAAGACCUCGCUCGCUCGCGCCUCGCAGCCGCCAACAUCACCUCCCGCCCGAACGAGAAAACGGUCUACGAUCAAAUCCGCACCCUCAUCUCCAAGUGGGAUCCGCACAGCAUCGAUACAAUUCUGGAAGCAUACCUCUACAACGCCGUCAACGCCGCCUACGCGCCCUUUUACUACCGCAAUGCCGACGAGCAGGAAGAGGGAUGGGAAGCUGCGAUGGCGAAGAAGCCAGAGAACAUCACGCUCGACGGCGGUGAUGUCGCCUUUGUGCCAGUGCUUGUGCGAGGCUUUCGCGCGCUGGGAGCAAGGGUGGAGUACCAAGCGCAGGUGGUGAAUGAGAUGCGCGCGCGUCUGCACGAGAUGAACAACUCGCUUGACGCGGUGAUGAAGCGGCACGAGCAGAGCCUGACGUUGAGGGUGGAGAAUGCGCGACGCCAGCAUGCUGUUCUGUCGCAGCGAUGCUUGCGGUUGGCGGUCAAAGCGCAAGUUCUGCGGCACAAGAACUACCCCCUCGAUGCAGCGGAGGAGUCGCUGCGGAAGACGCUCAUGGAGCUGGAGAAGCGCGUGUUCGAUCCGGCGUUCCAAGCAAGGGAAGAGGAGAUUUGGGCGCGGAUGGUGGCACUACGCGAGCGGGCAAGGUGGUUGGACGAGGAGAGCAAGAAGCUCGGGGUGCAGCUGGAGGAGCAGAAGAUGGAUGGCAGUGGGGUCAGUGAUGAGAUUCUGCAGAAGACGAAGAGGAUUCUCAGCGACUAUGAUGGGCAAUUGAGGCAUCUGGCGAAGGAGCUGGGAGAGGUAUCGGGGCAAUUUGAGGAGUGGGAGCAGAGUAGAUAA